Aethina tumida (small hive beetle) is the source of this 1461-nucleotide messenger RNA. It is a transcript of the gene Idh3b, whose product is annotated as isocitrate dehydrogenase [NAD] subunit beta, mitochondrial. Gene Ontology annotation, biological process: tricarboxylic acid cycle; isocitrate metabolic process. Lineage: Eukaryota; Metazoa; Arthropoda; Insecta; Coleoptera; Nitidulidae. The record is from RefSeq and is a predicted model, not a curated record. Gene Ontology annotation, cellular component: mitochondrion. The transcript has 5 exons. The coding region runs from base 143 to 1267 and encodes 374 amino acids. Gene Ontology annotation, molecular function: NAD binding; oxidoreductase activity, acting on the CH-OH group of donors, NAD or NADP as acceptor; magnesium ion binding.
UGCCAUCUGUCGGGCGUCGCAAGGCAUCGUUCAAUUGACAUUGGGGUUCAAGUGUAAAAUAACCACACUUCCUCGUUUUCAUCCCUCAUUCGGCAACUGACAACAUAACAGAUCGACUCCACCACGACCACAAUCUGCCGACAUGUCGAUUAUCGCGAGAAACAUCCCCCGCAUUCUGACGCAAGCGGCGCAACGUAACAUCCAUUCUGUCAGCCAACAAAAUGCAGCCGUUAAUCAAUGUGAACGUCCGGAUACAAGGGUGAGCUGCACGUUGAUUCCGGGCGAUGGAGUCGGUCCCGAACUCAUUUUUUCUGUACAAGAAGUAUUUAAAGCGGCCGGAGUCCCGGUCGAUUUCGAAUCGUACUUUUUCUCUGAAGUCAACCCAACACUUAGUGCGCCAUUGGAGGAUGUUGCCAAGUCCAUUUCGAAGAACCGCGUGUGUCUAAAGGGAAUCUUGGCGACUCCCGAUUACAGUCACACCGGCGAACUACAAACCCUCAACAUGAAAUUGAGAAAUGCUCUGGAUCUGUAUGCCAAUGUGGUACAUGUGCAGUCACUUCCAGGCGUCAAAUCUAGACACAGUAACAUUGACUGUGUGAUUAUUCGUGAGCAAACUGAAGGCGAAUACUCAGCUCUGGAGCAUGAAAGUGUUAAAGGCGUUGUAGAAUGCUUAAAGAUUGUAACUGCAAGGAAGUCGCAGAGGAUCGCCAAGUUUGCGUUCGAUUACGCAACGAAAAAUGGAAGGAAGAAGGUAACAGCAGUGCACAAGGCCAACAUUAUGAAACUGGGCGACGGGUUGUUCCUCAAGUCAUGCGAACAGAUGGCAAAAUUAUAUCCAAAAAUUGAAUUUGAAAAGAUGAUUGUCGACAACUGCACAAUGCAAAUGGUUUCGAAACCGCAACAGUUCGAUGUGAUGGUAACACCAAAUUUGUAUGGUAAUAUCGUGGACAAUCUCGCAUCUGGUCUGGUAGGAGGUGCUGGUGUGGUCGCUGGUGCCUCUUACUCUGCUGAAUGUGUCGUUUUUGAACCGGGUGCGCGUCACACAUAUUCCGAAGCAGUGGGCAAAAACGUGGCAAAUCCCACGGCGAUGUUGUUGUGCUCGGCGAAACUUUUGAGGCAUGUCAACUUGCCCCAAUACGGAACUAUGAUCAGAAAUGCCGUAGAUAAAGUACUCAAGGAUGGUAAAGUGCGCACUAAAGAUGUUGGAGGACAAUCAAGUACUCAAGAGUUCACAUAUGCAGUCAUUAACAACCUACAGAUGCCCUAAACAAUGUGAUUAUUUAUUAUUUAUUUUAUAUAUUUAUGAGGAGAAAGUAUGUAAAUGUUUUAUUUAUUUUUAAACCCUAAAUAGAGAGCAGGACGAAAAAUUAGCUAGCUAAGAUUUAAAAUUGUUUUCAAGAUUCAGUAGAAACUUGUGUUAAUGUAUUAUACACAUUGUACAUUAAAAUACCUUUACAGAUC